AUGGCGUACACUACAGUCACCACACACAUCCCCUACUCCUCGGCCUACUCCUAUCCUUCGUCCUGGCCUGGCGUCCCGGCACCCUCUGGUGCCCCUCUCAAGACGUCGGGAUGGCGACCAUACUGUCGUCCCUUCUUGCCAUAUCACCUUUGCCCUCCUCCGGCAGGGCCCCCUGCUCCAGGAAAGGUCGCCUGGCGCGGUACCAACGCUUCCUGGGUGGAGUGUCAGACAACUCACUCGGCACCCGGCGCGCCGUUCGAUCCGGACGACCGACGCCCAGGGGAGCUCCGCUACGUUGACCCCGAGCGUCAUCGCAACCGCGACAAUCCUAAGCCCCCACCCAUGCCCAUCAGGGCCAUCGCGACACUCCUCUUAGCGAUCGCCUCGGGUUGGCGUGCCCUUCGCGCUCGCAGCAUCCUCGCCCACCAGGAGGCCCAGGACGUGAUUGCGCACGUCGCCUUCCGUUGUGAUUGGUGGUACUGGAGGGCUCAACGCGUGUACCAACUACGCGUGCGUCCUGUGGCGCGGGACAUCCUCACGAUAGUCAAGGGUAUUUUUAUAGUCCUCGCUUUCGUCGUUGUAGUCACCCUGUUGGCUUUGAAACUGGUUAGGGAUGCUAUCGACUUCUUGGUCGUCCUGCUGGUCUUAACUUUGCUAAGCGUUCUAUUCUGA
Durotheca rogersii is the source of this 672-nucleotide messenger RNA. RefSeq lists its product as uncharacterized. The transcript has a single exon. NCBI's taxonomy places the organism in Eukaryota, Fungi, Ascomycota, Sordariomycetes, Xylariales, Xylariaceae. The record is from RefSeq and is a predicted model, not a curated record. Bases 1 to 672 code for a protein of 223 amino acids.